Molecule: messenger RNA, 846 nt
Organism: Suhomyces tanzawaensis NRRL Y-17324
Lineage: Eukaryota; Fungi; Ascomycota; Pichiomycetes; Serinales; Debaryomycetaceae
Gene: FGR12
Product: Fgr12p
Exons: 1
Coding region: 1-846 (281 amino acids)
Source: RefSeq, a predicted model, not a curated record
AUGAAUUUCAUAUUUGAUUUUCCCCAAGAGGAGUUUGCUCCUCCUACUGGACCUAUUGGAUCGGGUAUCAAUAGCUCGUCCCAUACCCUAGACUCGACUUUAUCCCUUAAUUCCACAGCAAGUGCCAGACACACAGAUACUGAUGAUUCAAUCUUACUUUGGGGCGACUUGGAUAUCCUGGAACUUAUUUCAAAGAAUGCUACCCAGUUUGAACCUAUUUCUCAUAUUCAACCUUCAGCGCCAAACGAGGACUACCAACUGUCAAGUGGCUUUGAUUUGAGGCAUUACAUCGAUAGCUUGGAAAUUCCUUUUAAUGAAGAGAUUUUAAGCAUGCAGAUCGAUAGCCAAGUCCUAGACGAGACCCUUGCACAGAAUCCUGAGCCCACUACCGACCAAGAGCCACUUAAUCCAAGCACCAUAGUCAAGGGAAAAUUGUUCAAUUAUUCACUAGAAGGUACUAACCCAAGUGAUGAGUGUUUUCAGCUAGAUCUGGGAACAUUGAAUGCCCAGGCAAUUAGUAUCAGUGUACAAAAUUCCGUAUCUCAGGAAUUUCAGCUACAAGAUCAGUAUUUGAGAUCAAUCAAACGCGGUGAUAUGGAGUUUUUGGGGGAUAAGGUCAGGAAGAGGCGAAACCCCGAGAGUGACGAGCUCGUUUGGAAGCCCGUAUCAAUCUACCAAGCUGCGUAUACUAAUAUUAAGAUUUUUCCUUUGGAGAAGACAGAUUACCAUCUCUACAUACCCCAAGUUUCGUGCUUUGGGAAAAUCAACAUGAGGGUCAAACGGGCCUGGGUUCGAAAACCUAACAACAGAGAAAAGUUUCCCAUAUACAAGUAUCGAGGUUGCUAA